GGCACGGGUAACAAGUUACAGGGCAUCUGCGAGACGUUUCACUCGGCGAAGUUCCGUGUCGAUGAGACUGCGAUUCCGAUUGGUCUCAGCUUCCAUGUGGGCUACGUGUACGACAACCUAAGGGAGUAA
Messenger RNA from Leishmania braziliensis MHOM/BR/75/M2904, 129 nucleotides. RefSeq names its product putative N-acyl-L-amino acid amidohydrolase. The annotation marks the transcript as partial. Lineage: Eukaryota; Euglenozoa; Kinetoplastea; Trypanosomatida; Trypanosomatidae. The transcript has a single exon. The record is from RefSeq and is a predicted model, not a curated record.